Messenger RNA from Gryllus bimaculatus (two-spotted cricket), 1996 nucleotides. NCBI's taxonomy places the organism in Eukaryota, Metazoa, Arthropoda, Insecta, Orthoptera, Gryllidae. The record is from the annotation of a GenBank genome assembly.
AUGGGCACCCGAGUGGCGUGGGUGGCGCUGGCGGCGGCGCUGGCGGCGGCGGCGGUGGGCGGCGGGGCCAUGCCCGCGCCGCGCCUCGCGUGCGCCCUCCCCGGCUGCGAGCAGCUCGAGCCGCCGCCGGACGGCGAGGGCAACGGCCUGGGCGCCGGCGCGUGGCCGCUGGGCCCGGAGCCCGUCGACAUCCCCCUCGGCCGCCCCGACGAGGUACCCACACCAAAGCCACUUGGCACAGCUAUUCAUGAAAUGAAUGUUCCCGGAGAACCUUUAACACCAGAGGAUUAUGCCAACGCGGAAAAAAUAGGAGUAUAUGAACGUAGUGUUAUUGCUGCAUCCUUCUUGGAAUUCCAUCGGCUUUCUUGCAUUCGGUUUGUACCUCGGACAUCUCAGUUGGACUACAUAUAUUUACAAAAAGGAGUAGGUUGUAGCAGUCAUGUGGGUCGAAGUGGUUCUGGCCAACCCAUUUCUUUGGCUCCUGGAUGUGUUUACAAAGGAAUUGUAAUUCAUGAGCUACUGCAUGCCCUUGGGUUUUGGCAUGAACAGAGUCGGGGUGAUCGGGAUGAUUAUGUAACAGUUUUGUGGCACAACAUUCAACGAGGAAUGGAACAUAAUUUUCAGAAAUUUAGUUGGAAUGUAAUGCAGACAUUAGGAAUGCCUUAUGAUACAGGAUCAGUCAUGCAUUAUGGAAUGUAUUCAUUCUCUAGAGACCGUCGUUCUCCUACCAUUGUUCCGAGAAAACCUGGCAUUCAGGUUCUUGGCCAGCGAAGAGGAUUUAGUAAGCCAGACUUAUUGAAACUGAAUAAGUUAUAUGAGUGUCAAGGCCGGGAUCCUAGCCUGCCUUCUCCAACUCCAGUCAGACCUCCUUCUAAGCCACACAUAUGCUCAGACAACAGUCAUUUAUGCCGCUACUGGGCUAAUAUUGGAGAAUGUCAGAAGAAUCCAACAUGGAUGCGAGUAAAUUGUCCGGUAUCUUGUAAAGAAUGUGGAACUUGUUCUAACUACAAUAAACUUUGUGUUCCUUGGGCUGAGCGAGGUGAAUGUAUCAAAAAUCCAUCGUAUAUGACUAUUUAUUGUGCAGAAGCAUGUCGGUCUUGUAAAACAAGCUCUACUGAAACUUCAGACUGCAUUAAUCAGAAUAAAUACUGUGAAGCCUGGGCAAGAGAUGGACAGUGUCAAAUUAAUCCUUCCUACAUGCUGAAAUUUUGCAAGAAAUCAUGCAAAGAAUGUUGAAAAUGUGUUUUGAGGGUAUGUCCUCACAGUAUGAUCAAAUAAAACUGGUCAUACAGAGACAUACUCUAUGAAAUAGACAUACCUAAUGAAACAAAACGAAUUAUUAAAAUUAUAAUUUUAAUUGGAAUUUCAUUAUAAAAUACUUUUAAUGUUGAUCUUCAGGUAUUUUUCCUACAAUGCAGGACAAUAUAAAGCAAGGCCAAGAGAGUAAAGUAGAUAUAAGUGCGAGACCAAGGAGUGAAUAGAUAGGAAUAAUAAUAAAAUAGUCUAAUAGAUUGUGAAAAAGAAAGACUAGAGCAACAGUGUAUCUCAAUAAAAGUAAUAAAUUUGAUUAGAUUUCAUAUUUUUUCACAUAAACACUUAACAAAAAUGCGUUGGGAUUUGCAUGAUGCAUCUUUAUGCAAAUCUUGGACAAUGCCAUGUGGAUCUCCUAUAUAAUAAACAAUGAUAAUAAAUAAACAUCCACGCAAUGUGGAAUUUUAAGCUAGUUAAUGCCAUGCUAAAAUAGGUAUAGUAAACGGCAUUGAUGUGUAAAACAAAUUUGUCUUACAGACCAGUCAUAAAGUUCUCCUUUGAGAACUCAAAAUUUAACAUUCUGAUAGUUUUGGUUCUGGGUCUUGCUUGAUUCUUUCAAAAAAUAUUAAUAUUGAAUAAAUAUAACAUUUCUUACAAGAAGGCUGUAAAAGAAUUUAACCUUUUUAUUGAGAAGAUGUUUGCUACUGGGCUAAGAACAAUAAAUAAAUGAUAUAUAUAUAUAUAU